CCGUGUCUCAGAACGAGCAUCGGGGUAAUUACGCGGCAUCCAAAUAAAGAGAAUGAGCUAGCCACUUCUCCCUCUCCGUCAGUUUUCUCUGCUUAUCUCUCAGCGUCGUCAGAUUCAAUAUGGAUAACCACGAAAAGACCGUCGACUCGUCGUCGCAGAGCGAAAAGGACACUUUACCAAAAGCGACUCGCCCUCCACCAAUUCUAUGCCUCGGCGCUCCCCGCAAUGGCUCAGCAUCACUUAUGAAAGCGCUGCAAAUCCUUGGCUAUCCCAACGUACAUCACGGCUGGGACGCAGCUGAGCGUGAAGAACUCCAAUGGCAAUGGCCCAUCUUCGACAGAGCGUGCGACGCGACAUUCACCGUCCUCCCGACAUACCGCGGUAAACCUUUCUCCCGUGAGGAAUGGAAUGAAGUGUUUGGAAAAUACGAUGCUGUUUCGGAUGUCGCUUCUUACUUCGCUGAGUCGCUCAUCCCAGCUUAUCCCGACGCCAAAGUCAUUCUCGUCGAGCGCGAUGUCGAGAAGUGGUAUCCGAGCAUGGUUGCCGUGGUCAAGAACUCAACGAGUCCCUUUUUACGAAAACUUGGAGUAAAGCUGGGUGAUCUUUCAGGGUUUACGAGUCCGAGGCCGUGCAAUAAGAUUCACCAGGGCUGGACGAGAGCGCCUUCUGCAAAUGACGUUAUCGAAUACCUCAAGCCCGCGUAUGCUCGGCAUAACAAGUACAUCAGAGAUACCGUACCUAAGGACCAGCUCUUGGAUCUCAAGCUUGCGGAUGGUUGGGAGCCGUUGUGCCAGUUUCUGGGAAAGGAAGUUCCCGAUGUGCCGUUUCCGCAUGUCAAUGAUUCGAAGGAGUAUGCGGAGAGGUCUAAUAGGCUGGCGAAGAAGAUGUUCAAGCUUGCUGCGAGGAACUUUAUCUUUCCUUGCUUGCGUCCUGAGCCUGGCACUAAGCCUUAAGGGGGUACCUGCGGAGAGAAAGGGUACACAGAGAAAAAUGGGUUUCUUGGCCACAUGGGAAUGAUUUGAUUCUGUAUAUCAUCUGAUAUAAAACGCUGCUUAGAUUUCUCAGUUUAGACAAGCGCGCUGUUUCUAAUACCUAGCUCGGAUAGCGUGUUUUCCAUUCAAUAUCCGUAUUUGGCAAUAUCGAUAAUCCACCUUUUGUACCUAU
Molecule: messenger RNA, 1164 nt
Organism: Fusarium verticillioides 7600
Lineage: Eukaryota; Fungi; Ascomycota; Sordariomycetes; Hypocreales; Nectriaceae
Exons: 1
Coding region: 120-953 (277 amino acids)
Source: RefSeq, a predicted model, not a curated record